Fragaria vesca subsp. vesca is the source of this 1596-nucleotide messenger RNA. RefSeq lists its product as uncharacterized. The record is from RefSeq and is a predicted model, not a curated record. The transcript is spliced from 5 exons. Gene Ontology annotation, cellular component: mitochondrion. Lineage: Eukaryota; Viridiplantae; Streptophyta; Magnoliopsida; Rosales; Rosaceae. Gene Ontology annotation, biological process: L-valine catabolic process; thymine catabolic process. Bases 1 to 1596 code for a protein of 531 amino acids. Gene Ontology annotation, molecular function: methylmalonate-semialdehyde dehydrogenase (acylating, NAD+) activity; DNA-binding transcription factor activity, RNA polymerase II-specific; malonate-semialdehyde dehydrogenase (acetylating, [NAD(P)+]) activity.
AUGGAAGAAGAGUUGCAGCUUAAUCUUUCGUCUAAUAUCAUAGAAGGUCUCACUGUCGUUGGGAAUGAAGAAAUGUUUGCUGUUUCUGAUGAAUUUUUCUCACUAUCAACAAAAGGUUAUGAAAAUCGAGAUGACCUCAUUAGAGAUGUUCGUAAUCUUGGGGUUGUGCAAGGGUAUGCUCUGGAAGAAAGAAAGAAGGGGUGUGGAAGAAAUGUAUAUGGCAUGACAGCUCAAUUUAUGAGGGAGAACCUAGGUGGGCGUUCAGUUAUUCAAGCAUUAUUGGAUGAGCUUGGCGGGGCUGGUUUUUAUCAUAAUGUCAAGUAUGAUCACCAUGGUCAUUUGACUCAUCUAUUCUUUGCUCAUCCCACUUCCAUUGAGUUGACUAAAAGCUACUCUAAUGUCUUUGUGAUGGAUUAUACUUAUAAAACAAAUAAAUAUAAGAUGCCAUUAUUUGAGAUUAUAGGAGUGUCGAGCUUCAACAAAUCAUUUUAUUCAUGCUUUGUUUUCAUGCAAAAAGAGGAACAAGAGGAUUAUGAGUGGGCUCUUGAGAUGUUUAGUAAGUUGUUGGGUUUUGGUGAUCAUCUGUUGGCCAUUAUUACUGAUAGGGAGUUGGCACUAAUGAAAGCAAUAGAAGUUGUGUUCCCGAUGACUCCUAACCUUUUGUGCAUAUGGCAUAUUGAGAAAAAUAUUGUUGCACAUUAUAAAACUUGGAAUCGUUUUCAAAUUGAAUACAAAGAUUAUGCUAAAGUUCUGACUUAUAUUGAAAAAACUUGGCUUCCAUGGAAAGAAAAGUUUAUAGUUGCAUGGACAGGGCAGAUUUCCUAUUUUGGUAAUAGUGUUACUUCUAGGGCAGAAGGUGCACAUGCAACCUUAAAGAGAUAUCUUCAAGUUUCAACGGGUGGUCUUCGUGAAGUGAAGGAAAAUAUUUGUCUUGCUAUUGAAAACCAAUUUCCAGAAAUUAAAACUCAAUUUGCAAGUGAAAAGAUUCGUGUUCCUCAAAAGCUUUGCAUCCUCUUCUUUAAAGAGACAAUGAAUAAGGUAUCAUUCCAUGCUUUGUAUGAGCUACUAAAACAAUAUUUGCUGGCAAAUACCAAAGACUAUUCAUCUCAAUGGAAAGGCCAAUUUUUCAAAACCAUGGUUCUUCCUUGUGUGCACAUGAUCAAGGAGAUGAAUAUUGAAGUGUGUUCUCUAAAUCAGAUUCAUAUGCAGUGGAGGAUUGACACAAGAUCUUUCACUAAUGAUCAACAUGCAAGCUUGGAUCAUGAAGAUCCUUUCACUAGUCUCUUGUCUGAGAUUAAAGAGAAAUAUGAAAAGCAGCCGCUAAUGCAAAAAGAGAAUACCAUAAGGCAGCUUUCUCAUAUUCUUGGUGCAUCUUGCCCCUUGCUUUUUGAACCUAUUAUUCAGCCUCAUAAAGGUCGUCCGGUAGAAUCAACUAAUAGAAAGGAAACUUGUUCUACAAAGAGGGAACCCUCAUACUUUGAGGUAGUGGAUAAGACACCUCGGAAAUGUAGUGGUUGCGGUAAUCCUGGCCAUUAUCGUAACAAGUGUCCAUCAAUCAACAAGUCUACUACACCAUAUGUGAGGAAUAAUGCUUAG